GAUUUCUAUGACGGUGAUUAUCAAGACCUAAAGCCGGAUUCGAACAUAGGACUUCACAAUGCAGCCCCAUUGUGGGUCCCGCCGUCACCGUUAAUCCAUAUCAAAACUACCCCUGCAUCACCAGGGAGUCUAAUCUUAACGAUAUUAGGAGUGUUGAGUGGCUCACGGUGA
Dentiscutata erythropus is the source of this 171-nucleotide messenger RNA. The record is from the annotation of a GenBank genome assembly. NCBI's taxonomy places the organism in Eukaryota, Fungi, Glomeromycota, Glomeromycetes, Diversisporales, Gigasporaceae.